CUGCACGAUUGACGUAGCUACUCGUUGUACUAACUCAUCGCUGCUGGUAUCUGUCUAUCUCCAGUCUUGCUGAACACGAACGUGAAUGUCCUCAACCGCACAACGACCGAGUGAACAACACAUCCCGCAAGAAAGCCCCCGACUCUCUCAUCUCUCCGCACUUCAUUCCCCCGCAGCGGACCCUCGUUAUUGCCGUUCGUUGAUCACGUUGCUUGAUGACCCCCCGUCACGACUCGCGUCACGUUCUUUGUAGUUACACCUUGAUUUAAACCAUAACCCACCUCCUUCAUCUCAAAGGCAAAAAAGCUCCCAAGCUUCCUCGAUCGUUAUCCUCUAUCUUGUCUCGGCGUGCGCCUGCUCGCCUGGUCCCUCCCACCACCACGCACCAUGGAUCCCUCCAUCCAGCGAAGUCUGAACGACAAGCUCUACGACCGUCGCAAGCUCGGUGCUCUCGACCUCGAAAAGACAGUACGCGAGUGUCUCGCCCACGGCGACCAUGGCAAGGUGCACACCAUCAUCGAGCAGCUGUGCCACGACUAUGCAUACGCCGUCCAUCAGCCCCAUGCCCGCAACGGCGGAUUGAUCGGGUUGGCGGCGGCUUCGAUAGCCUUGGGUUCGGAAGUCGCGAGAUAUCUCGAUCAGAUCGUGCCGCCGGUUCUGGCGUGUUUCGCCGAUCAGGACGCUCGUGUCAGGUACUACGCUUGCGAGAGUAUGUACAACAUCGCCAAAGUGGCCAAGGGAGAGAUAUUGCCGUUUUUCAACGAGGUGUUCGAUGCACUGUCGAAGCUGGCAGCGGACCCUGAGCUUUCGGUAAAGAACGGCGCGGAGCUGUUGGAUCGGUUGGUGAAGGAUAUCGUCGCCGAGUCGGCGGCUUCAUACAUCUCGGUCCUUCAGGCAAGUUCGCCAGAGGAGAGCCUUGUAGAGACGGAACAAGACGACAAUUCGCCCACGUACGCGGACGAUGAGGCGUUCCCCACAGCAUUCUCGCUACCACGGUUUAUUCCACUCCUUAAGGAGCGCAUUCACGUUAUCAAUCCGUUCACUCGGAUAUUCUUGGUAUCUUGGAUAACGCUGCUCGACUCGAUCCCCGACCUCGAGCUCGUCACACACCUUCCCGCAUUCCUGGGCGGUCUCUUCAGGUUCCUUAGCGAUCCGAAUCAGGACGUGCAUGUGGCUACCCAGCAGGCGUUGGAGGGCUUCCUGGCGGAGAUCAAAAGGAUAGCGCGGGUGAAACGUGGGGUCGAGGAGUCGCGAAAGAACCGAGCCCAAGGACAUUCGAGGACUUUGAGCGAUGACGGCAGUACAUGCACGGAUGAGGCACUCCGACAAACAGAGAAGUUGAGCCUCGAGGAUGACCGCUCCAAUACGGCAACUCCGAUGGAUGAGAAGGAAGAUGGCGCGGACGGAAGCUGGAUCCCUGGUCAGGAUGUGGAAGUGGAUCACCACAAGAUCCUAGAGAUCCUGGUCCCGCUUCUGGACGCACUGGAGGAAGAAAUCCAAUUGACCGCGUUGCGAUGGGUGGACAACUUCUUUGAUAUCUGUCCGGAGGAUCUUCUACCGUUCGUCCCACGGUUGUUGUCACAUGUGUUGCCGGCCAUCGCCCAUCCCACGGAACUGGUCCGACAUGCGGCGACGAAAGUCAACACCUCGUUGCUAAACCUGAUAUUAUCACUCGCAGAAGACUCGCCAUCGCAAGCAGCGCCAGCAGCCAUACCAACGUUAACGAGACUCGCCAACAAAGAAGCUGCCAGUGAACAGCAGCAGCAACGAAGGGAUUCGCAUCCACGGCAAUCGCUGUCCAAGGAGGCUGAUCUGGGCCGUAGAACGCCCACGAUUUCGACACCUACACCGGGCACGGCAACGCCGCCAAUCACGAAGGCUGGGGAGUUGGAUUACGCGGCAACGGUGAGCGCGUUGACGCUGCAGUUCCUCAACGAGCACGAACAGACCCGAGUCGUCGCCCUAGAAUGGCUGCUAAUGCUUCAUCGUAAAGCACCCCGGAAGAUGCUGGCUAUCAACGAUGGCACAUUCCCUGCCCUUCUGAAAACGCUGUCGGAUCCUUCGGAACAGGUUGUGACGAGAGAUUUGCAACUGCUGUCGCAGAUCUCUCACAACAGCGAAGACGACUAUUUCGCGUCCUUCAUGCAUAGUUUGCUGUCGCUGUUCUCCACAGAUCGGCGACUACUCGAGACCCGGGGAAACCUCAUCAUCCGACACCUCUGUGUGAACCUCAAUCCGGAACGCAUAUACCGCACGCUGGCGGACAUCCUAGAGAAGGACGAGGACGUGGAAUUUGCCUCGAUAAUGGUGCAAAACCUGAACAAUAACCUCAUCACCGCGCCAGAGCUGGCCGAACUCCGGAAACGCCUGAGGAGUCUCGACACCAAAGACGGACAGACCUUCUUCGUGACGCUGUUCCGUUCGUGGUGCCAUAACGCCGUGGCAGCCUUCUCCCUCUGCCUCCUCGCUCAAGCCUACGAGCAAGCCUCAAACCUGCUGCACACCUUCGCCGAGCUCGAAAUCACCGUCAACCUGCUGAUCCAAGUCGACAAGCUCGUGCACCUGUUGGAGUCUCCCGUCUUCACCUACCUCCGCCUGCAGCUCCUCGAACCCGACAAAUAUCCCUACCUCUACAAAUGUCUCUACGGCCUCCUCAUGCUCCUUCCGCAGUCCUCGGCCUUCGGCACCCUAAAGAACCGCCUCAACAGCGUGUCGGCAAUCGGCUACCUCAACGGCCCGCCGCGCGCGCCCGCCCCCUCAACAACACCUUACGAGCGCCCCACGCGCCUCAAGGGCCGCGCCGACGACAUCAAAUGGAUGGAGCUCCUAGAGAAAUUCAAGGCGGUGCAGCAGCGGCAGCAAGCGCAGUACAGCAUCAAGGGCAGCAACAACAGCAACGUUUCCCUCGCGAACAGCGCCAGCACCGCCGCUGGCUCCCUCGUUGGCAUUAGUCGCUUGGCUGCUGGAAGGAGGGUUCGGAGGUAGAGCCUGCGGGGUCUCCAUCCGCCGUUGUUUUCGGCUGCUGUCUGCAAAGCGAAGGAGGAGGGGGAGGGGGAGGGGUAGGGGUAGGCGGGGGAGUAGGGGUUAUGUUGAUGACGGAGAGAUUAUUUUUACUUU
Messenger RNA from Tricharina praecox, 3117 nucleotides. Its product is annotated as putative vacuole-associated enzyme activator complex component. Gene Ontology annotation, biological process: phosphatidylinositol biosynthetic process; positive regulation of kinase activity. NCBI's taxonomy places the organism in Eukaryota, Fungi, Ascomycota, Pezizomycetes, Pezizales, Pyronemataceae. The transcript is spliced from 6 exons. The record is from RefSeq and is a predicted model, not a curated record. Gene Ontology annotation, cellular component: PAS complex; endosome membrane; fungal-type vacuole membrane. The coding region runs from base 388 to 2985 and encodes 865 amino acids.